Dentiscutata heterogama is the source of this 412-nucleotide messenger RNA. NCBI's taxonomy places the organism in Eukaryota, Fungi, Glomeromycota, Glomeromycetes, Diversisporales, Gigasporaceae. The record is from the annotation of a GenBank genome assembly.
CUCCCAAGCUGAGACUUUUGUAGCUAUCAUAGCAAGAAGACAAAAAUACCUGGAGUAUCAAGAUAUCAGACCUGAAUCUCAAAAUAUGAAAAAGGAUGAAAAUAACCUGAUUAGUUUAGAGAAGCCCAGAAAAUUAUCAGAACUGAAUAAUGAUGAUUACAAUAUUGAUGAACAAAUCAUAGUCCAUGACUCAGAAGAUUUCUUAUCACUCUUAUCUUUGUAUUAUGUGGUGGUGGAUAACCUCUACGGAAGUACCAAUCAUCAAAAUGAAUAUAAAGACCGAUAUCUCUAUCAAAGGGCUAAAAAAACCUAUGCCCACAGAUACCAAAGACCCUAUGUUGUAAACAACCCUCUUCCUACUACCCCAAAGACUUCUCCAACUCCUGCUCAAACCCCACCACCCCAAAGAUGA